CCAUUGAACACAUGGUAGAUGUAUCGCAAGAAAGAAGGCACUCCAGGGAUCUUGGGGCUCGGUGUGGUGCUCAUCCAUUCCUGCAGAUCAAGGGCCUUGUGGGUGCUCUGGAUCCACUUGGUCGCUUGGGUGGUGCCACAUCGAUGCUGGUACUCCUUGUUGGAGAACGACACGAUCUUCUCGUUGGCACGCUGUGCCUUGGUCACCUUGACACCGUCUUGCUCCUGGAUGGUUGGUUGACCGGGUGCCCGAAUGACAGCGGUGAAGAUCGAUCCC
This is a messenger RNA of Polychytrium aggregatum, 276 nucleotides long. RefSeq lists its product as uncharacterized. The transcript has a single exon. Bases 19 to 240 code for a protein of 73 amino acids. The record is from RefSeq and is a predicted model, not a curated record. NCBI's taxonomy places the organism in Eukaryota, Fungi, Chytridiomycota, Chytridiomycetes, Polychytriales.